ACGAGUUGUUUAGCUUGGACACAAAAUGGCAGCAAAUAUGAAUAAACCUGACGAUUUUAUGAUCACUCGCCUAAAUUUGAAUAAUUUACAAGGGAAUGUUCUUCUUCCACCAUCAGAGUUUGAAAAACCUUUGGUAUCCCAUACAGAGCUGGAGGUAAUGAAGAAACAAAUCAAACAACUUGAGCAAGAAAACAAAAAGAUAAAAUUAUUACAAGAUGCUGUGCCUCAUUCGAACCAAAUUCAGGCUCUGCCCAUAGCCCUACCUCACAAUGAAUAUGCUGAUGAACUGAUCAAGAGGCAAGCAGGGGAGAUAACAGACUUGAGGGCAGAGCUAAUGAAGCUGGGCCAUGCUUACAACCAAGAAGUUAGUGACCUGGAACAAAAGAUGGACAUGAUGGCUAAUGACCAUCAGAAGGAGGUGAAGAUGUUAGAGAAACAACUGGAGAAGAAGGAAGAUGAACUGGACCAGACACUUUCCAGAUUAAGUAGUGAGCUGCAAAGAACUCAAGAAGACACAAGCAGGGAGCUUUUACAAGUGAACAAAACUUUAGAGAGCACUAGAGCCUCACUGAGUGCUAGAAUAAUGGAACUUGAGGAGACGCUGACCAGCGUGCAGAAGGAGAGGGAUAAAACUGUGGCUCAGCUGGAGUUUGACCUCAGAAAUAAAAGUCGAACAAUCAAGGAUCAAGCUCACCAGAUAGGUAAACUAAAAACUUACAUCGGUGAGACGGAACAAACCCACAAGCCAGCCCAGCUGUGGAGGGUGGAGAAGGAAACUGUAGACAACAAGUUGAAACUGGCUCUGGCAGAGAAAGAAAAACUUCAGUCUGAGCUGCAGUUAUUGGAUGUCAGGUUUAAAGCAUUGAGUCACAUUCUGGCUAUACAGGAAACAGAAUUAAGCAAAGCAAAAGAUGAAGGUCAUGGUCAGAAAAAGCAACACAGCCUUCUGGUCACUAGAUGGCGUGAGAAAGUAUUUGCACUUCUGGUCCAGCAGAAAUCAUCAGAGUUGGUUCACAGAAAUGAUUGCAACAACACCAAUCUCAAGUUGAUGAGUUUAGCCCAGCAGCUUGAUGCCAGCCAAUCUCAAGUGGAAAUGUUAAAGCUUUCUCUAACAGAAAAAUCUGCCCAACUACAAAUGGAGUUGAACAAUAAAGAGAGACUUGAGCAGGAACUGGACCAGGUCAACAAGGUGGCCGUUUGUUUGGAUGACCAGAGUCAGGACAGCCAGCGUUGUGUCAUGGCUCUUGUGGAGUUUGUACAGAGCAACCAACUACAAAUGGAAGAGAAGAUGAAAAUUCUUGAGGAGAAAUCUAAAGUUUUAAAGACAAUGUGUCAACGCAUUAGUUUUGCAACCAGUCGCAUGGAACUGUUAAAAGCUCAACUCAUGAGGAAAUCAGCUUUCAGCAUUAGCCUGGAUGAACCCAUCCAGCCCCAGUCAUCACCUGCAGAUAAAAGUGAGAACUACCUGUGUCAAGAGCUGGAGAAAGUGAUGAAAGAACGUGACCUUCUGGCGCUGCAGGUUGAGGAAGAUUCCACCAGGUGGACACAGAGACUGACAGAGUUCAAGAACUCUUAUGCUGUAGAGAGCUCAAGCCUGAAGAAAACAGUGGAGGAGCUAGAACUGGAUGUACAGCAGAAGUCUAAGAUGUGCUCUCACUUGACUGAAGAGCUCCACAUUCUAAGGGAAGAAAACCAGGAAAAGACAGAAAUUAUUGUAAAACUGAAGAAAGAUUUAGACCGACAUGCUAAAGGGCUUGAAACUGUUCUGGGAGACCAAAGACUAAAAGAUGAAGCCGUUUGGCAAGAAAAAUUGUCAGAGUUGGAAAGAAAAUUAAAUGAUUCAAAACGAGAACAUGCUAAAGCAGUCAUAUCCCUGCGCCAAAUGGAGCGCAACCAUAGACGAGAGGUUGAGAGAGCCAAAGAGCUGCUUGAGACAACAGAAAAACAUUUGAACAGCCAGUUACAGCAGCUGCAGGUCAAACUUUUAAGUACGGAGAAGGAGAGGAACAUCAUGAUGGCCACUUUAAGGCAGGAAGGUUUGAUUGGCCAAUUGAAAACAGAAAGGGGUGAACCGUACCGGUUACAAGACUCCAGCCGGUUACAGGAACCAAAUGACACAGAUCUGUAUCAGCCAGAAGAUCACAAAGAGCAUCAAGACUUCCAUGAGACAGAUCUUGAGACCUCAGAAAAUGUCUUGUUCCCCGACAAAGAUAAUCUGCAUACCAGUGUCCAGAAAAAAGAUGGUAUAGGGAAUGUUCUGGAAGACUUAAAGUCCCUGACUGCUGUCAUCUUUAGUGACGGAGAGGAAGAUGACACAUCAGAUGAACACAACUUUUAAUGUCACAUAAUGUCAUCUAGUGAAAUGUCAACAAAAAUUGUCUAUUUUUAUAAAUUAUAAAGCCAUAGUUACAGAAUGUAAAUUUUAACUGCCAUGUUUAUUUAGGGAUUUAUUUAUAAAUUAUAUGUACUUAAUUUAUUUUUUAUACAAAUGUGUCAUUUUUUUAUUACUGUUUAUAAUUCAAUAAUAAAUUAUGCAACCAC
Messenger RNA from Physella acuta, 2541 nucleotides. RefSeq names its product coiled-coil alpha-helical rod protein 1. Gene Ontology annotation, cellular component: centriole. Gene Ontology annotation, biological process: cell differentiation; protein export from nucleus. The record is from RefSeq and is a predicted model, not a curated record. NCBI's taxonomy places the organism in Eukaryota, Metazoa, Mollusca, Gastropoda, Physidae.